CAGAAAUGCGCAACUUCGCCUCAAAAUUGAAAAACAUUCGCCGUUUCAUCAAAUCUGUUAAUGGUAAAACGACUCGGUUGGAGAUAGCGCGAACAAAUGCGCAAUUAAGUGAUUUUCACCUCUCCAGACGGUCAGAGUGAGUGACUCCCCGAAUCUAUUCGCAGCUGCCGAACUCCCCCCUCCGCUCCGCUCCGGAUUUGGGAAAGAAAAAAAAACACAGCAGCUGUAACGUUAUAAUAAUUUCGGAAAACGCGGCUGGGACAUGCUGUCAGUCGCGGGGAAAUCUGUGCCGAAUCAAAGCCCGAAGAGUCAUGGCUGAGGACUAUUGGGAGAUCGCAGUGGCUUUGGGAUAUUAUUGUUAAGAUUACAAGGGCAUACGGGAUCUCGCGUCUUCGGGGAGAUUGAACAGUGGCUGCCCCUCCGCCCUCCGCAUCUCGCCCCCCACUGCCCCCCCUGAUGGACCGCAUGAGGAAGAUCAAACGGCAGCUGUCCCUCACGCUGCGGGGGGGCAACAGUGGGGACAAGAGCCUGAGCGAGACCAUCAGCUCCCAGGACACAGCUCACAGUGACUCUGACGCCAUGUCAGUGAGGGGCAGUGGCAGUAUGCGGGGCGCAGUGAGGGGCAGUGGCUCAGUGCGCACAGGAAGUUCCUUCAGCAUGCACUCGCUGCUGCAGUCGUACAGCUCCGCCCUGCGCAGACCACGCAGCCUCGGCCGUAGCCUCAGCUCCUAUCUCAACCACACCACACGCCUGGAAAUAGUCCACGAGGAUGUGAAGAUGGGUUCUGAUGGGGAGAGUGACCAGGCCUCGGCCACGUCCUCGGACGAAGUGCACAGUCCCGUCAGGGUCCGACUGAGGAACAACCCCGGACGCAAAAUCUCCACAGAGGACAUAAACAAGCGCCUGUCCCUACCUGCGGACAUCCGACUCCCCGACGGCUACCUGGAGAAGUUCAGUCUGAACAGCCCCAUGUUUGACAAGCCUCUGAGCCGCAGGCUGAGGAGAGUGUCUCUGUCAGAGAUUGGCUUCGGGAAGCUGGAAACGUAUGUGAAGCUGGAUAAACUGGGAGAGGGGACAUACGCCACUGUGUACAAGGGCCGCAGCAAGCUGACGGACAACCUGGUGGCGCUGAAGGAGAUUCGGCUGGAGCACGAAGAGGGGGCCCCCUGCACCGCUAUCCGAGAGGUGUCCCUGCUGAAGGACCUCAAGCAUGCCAACAUCGUGACUCUCCAUGACAUCAUCCACACUCAGAAGUCCCUGACGCUGGUGUUCGAGUACCUGGAUAAAGACCUGAAGCAGUAUCUGGACGACUGCGGCAACUGUAUCCACAUGCACAAUGUCAAGCUCUUCCUGUUCCAGUUGCUGCGUGGGCUUAACUACUGCCACAGGCGGAAAGUCCUCCACAGAGACCUCAAACCCCAGAAUCUGCUCAUCAACGAGCGCGGGGAGCUCAAGCUGGCUGACUUCGGUCUGGCAAGGGCCAAGUCCAUUCCCACAAAGACGUACUCCAAUGAAGUGGUGACGCUCUGGUACCGCCCCCCAGACAUCCUACUAGGCAGCACUGACUACUCCACCCAGAUAGACAUGUGGGGAGUAGGGUGUAUCUUCUAUGAGAUGUCCACAGGCCGUCCGCUCUUCCCCGGCUCCACUGUGGAGGAGGAGCUGCACUUUAUCUUCAAAUUGCUGGGUACACCUACGGAAGAAACCUGGCCUGGAAUCACCUCCAAUGAGGAAUUCAUCUCCUAUAACUACCCUCGCUAUAGACCCGACUGUCUGCAGAACCACACCCCUAGACUGGACAGUGAAGGAGUGGAUCUGCUUUCCAAGUUGCUGCAGUUUGAGGGAAAGAAGCGCAUCUCAGCAGAGGAAGCCAUGCGACACCCCUACUUUCACAGCCUGGGAGAGAGGGUGAUCACACUGCCAGACACUACUUCUAUAUUUGCACUUCAAGACAUUCAGCUGGAGAAGGAGCCAGGAAUACGAAGCAGCUCCUUGUCUGACUCAGUGAACAGCAUAUCCCGGCGCCAGAGCCUGCUCUUCUGAGAGGAGGCGAGGCGGGGCCAGCCAGAGGGCGACAGGCUGACGGACAUUUCCGCGGGCGAUGAAGGGAUACAUAUAUAUUUUGUUGUUGUUGUUUUUUCUUUUUUAUUUUUACAUUUUCAUUUUUGAACUGUGUAAUGGAUCCUGUGGCAUGUAAUGUAAAGAGGGGAUUACUAGCUGUUUACAUGUGAGAUGAGGAAGAGGAGUGGGGCGGUUUUACAGCAAUAGUCACCCCCCUAAACUCCCCCCCCCCCAUAUACAAGUUUACCAUGACAAUCGCACGUUUCCGCCAUCUUUUUCCCCUGCCUUUCAUGCUGAUGCACAGCUCGCAUGCCCUGCAGUCACUGGAGAGAGGGGGCUGCAUCACUCAACUAGGCCUCAGUCCAGAUCAAUCCCCUGACAAACCGGCUCAAUGCAGAUUACAGGCACAAUGACAAAUGCACAAAAUGUGAAAAUUAACAUUUCAAAAUGGGAAAAGGGAGAAGAGACAUUUCUGUAGGCUUACAUCUUGUAACUGUUCAGUGGGCUGAGGUAUUGAUUUGGACCAGGCCUAAGAUGACUCAAUAAUUAUUGAUAUGAGCUACGCCAUGACCUCAGUACUUUGGAAACACAUUGUGAUACCAUAUGUUUUCAAGCAAGAAAAAUGAAAUGCAAUAAUAAUAAUGACAAUAAUAAUUACAAGCAAAAAUUAUAAUGUGUAGAUCAGUGUUGAAUGUAGAGGAAAAACAUGGUGAAAACCUAUGCAGGUACUGUUGAGACAAGAGAAGGUCUAUGAGGGAUUCUUCCUCAAGUCAGUCUUCCUAAGUCCUUUCUCCAUCGGACACUGUUUCUCUGUGCAUCCCUCCUCACGUCCGAAACCAUAGCAACGGUACGUAUGUACUUGCUGAAUGCAGUUGAUUCCAUUGCAGGAUUUUUGGCACAACCCCUUCAUUUUGUUUUUUUAUUUUUUAUUUAUUGUUAGACUGGCACUUCACUGGCCCAUGCAUAAUCUCCUACAUAGCAGUUUGAAACAGAUAUGCAGUCUUGUGUUUUUCUGUUCUUCCUGAGUCUAGAGUCUCGUCUCCCCGCAGACUAGACCUGAGAAACACCUCUACUUGUUUACAAACAGGUUGUACCAAAGACCUGCUAUGGAAUUAUUCUAAACGCUUUUCUUUUCCCAGUAUAUGCAGACAUGCACAUUGCUCCCGUUGAUUUCCCAUGUCGACAUCGGCAUGCAUCACGAAGAACAAAACUGUUAAAUCCCCCCACAGAGACUCUUGGGCAUACAGCGGUACUUUGCCUUUUUUUUUUACCCAGAGAGCAAUGGAGGAGCCGUAAAGGCUCUGAGAUAUAAGUUAAUGCAGUUGUAGGAAAGUCACCCGCAGGGCUGGUGGAGAAGUGUACUGAAAUAAGAGGUGAGGGUGACCUGCUCCCUUUGCAGUAAUGGGACUGUCUGUCAUUCAGAAGGACGCAGCACCGUGGGACUUACCCAGGAGUGCUGGGAUGCCAGGUCACCUCCACCGCUUGACAACACCGGCUUUCAUGGAACAGGGUUGUGGCUGAAAUGUUUCGAAGAGGGGAACAGAGAUGGAGGAGAAAUUGAAAACAACAGUGUGAUGAAUUCACUGAUUUAGCCAAAGUUGUGUACUCUGCUUAAAUGUGUAAAACCUGUAAAAUCCGUUUACAGCAUUAAUAAUCCGUCCAAGUCAAACACGACUGACCGAGGGACCUAUUUUGUCCGAAGGUUUUGGGGUGCCAGAACUCCAUCAGACGAGAACAUUACGAGAACACUGAGUCUGUAAUUGGCUAAUAGUGGAUGGGUCAGAAUAAUUUCUUUUUUUUUUUUUUUGGUUUUAAACGUCAUUUGGAAGUUGAAUUAGUCAUGUGAACUGUGUGUGUCUGAUCGUCAGAACUGGGGAAAUGCAAAAUGCAUGGCAACGAUAUACUGUGGAAGUGUGUGUGGUACAUUGUAAAUAGCCUGAGAAUGCUUAUACCGAGCAGAACAGGGGACUGUGCAAUGAGAGGGGCCUCUUGUCAAUACAUUGUUGUGAAAAUUACCAGAGUACUAUUUUGUUGUUCUGAUUAUCAUUGAUAAUAACAUUGUUUUUGUGUUCUUUUUAUUUUUUUAAGGAGAAAAAAAAGUUGCUUAA
Messenger RNA from Megalops cyprinoides (Indo-Pacific tarpon), 4169 nucleotides. It is a transcript of the gene cdk16, whose product is annotated as cyclin-dependent kinase 16. The coding region runs from base 457 to 2043 and encodes 528 amino acids. Gene Ontology annotation, molecular function: ATP binding; protein kinase activity. NCBI's taxonomy places the organism in Eukaryota, Metazoa, Chordata, Actinopteri, Elopiformes, Megalopidae. The transcript has 17 exons. Gene Ontology annotation, cellular component: nucleus; cytoplasm; synaptic vesicle. The record is from RefSeq and is a predicted model, not a curated record. Gene Ontology annotation, biological process: protein phosphorylation; neuron projection development; exocytosis.